Messenger RNA from Chelmon rostratus (copperband butterflyfish), 2656 nucleotides. It is a transcript of the gene lmod3, whose product is annotated as leiomodin 3 (fetal). Gene Ontology annotation, cellular component: striated muscle thin filament; myofibril. The coding region runs from base 96 to 2042 and encodes 648 amino acids. The record is from RefSeq and is a predicted model, not a curated record. Gene Ontology annotation, molecular function: tropomyosin binding. NCBI's taxonomy places the organism in Eukaryota, Metazoa, Chordata, Actinopteri, Chaetodontiformes, Chaetodontidae. Gene Ontology annotation, biological process: muscle contraction; pointed-end actin filament capping; myofibril assembly. The transcript has 3 exons.
UCAAAGUCAGAGGCAGUUUGCUCUGCCCGGAGUCAUAGCUAGACGUUAUUUAUCCUUUUGAUAUCAGCGGAAGAAAGAAGUUACGCAGCGCAAGCAUGUCCAACAGUAGAGACCUUGAGGAUCUUAAUGAAGAGGACAUCGAUGAGGAUGAAAUCCUUGCUAUGCUUUCACCUGAGGAGCUGAAGGAGCUCCAGAGUGAGAUGGACGUUAUUAUUGCCCCAGAUGAGAGUGUACCGGUUGGACAGCGACAGAAGGACCAGACGGAGAAGCCUCCGACGGGGACGUUCGACCACAGAUCCCUGGUUGAUUACCUCUACUGGGAGAAAGAGUCCAAACGUAUGCUUGAGGAAGAAAGAGUGCCUGCCACUCUGCUCCCCAGUGAGAAAUCUUUGAGGGAGGAAGCUGAAAAGAAGGAAAGUGAAGAAAGCACAAAGGACGGAGCAUAUGAAGUGUAUGAAGUGAUAGAGGAAAUUAUUGAGGAAGAAGCUGUAGAUGGAGCAGAUGGAGCGGAAAUUAUAGAGGAAAUCAUUGAGGAAAUCAUUGAAGAGGCUGAUGAGAGGGAUGAAACAGAGAAAGACGUGGAGGUGAGAGAGGAGAAAGCGGUGAAGUCACCUGUGGACACGGUCGAACAUGAAAACACAGACAAACAUGUAGUGUGUCCAGACAACAACGCAGAAAAAACACCAGAACACAAUACAGAUGACCAUCAGCCUCUUUCAGAUACAAAGGAGAAGAGUGAGAGCUUAGCCCCAGAACACAGCACAUCUCAAGCUGAAGACGAAGAGGAAAUUAAAACUACAGACUCUUCGCUUUCUAAAGAGGCUCCAGAGGAGGCCGAGAUGAAUGAAACCAACGAUAAGCUCCCACAGAAAGAAGAGAAAAAAAUUAACAAAUUAAAAAUUCCAAAACUGGCACUCAACAAUAUAAAAAUGACAUCAAGACCCUCAGGAAAUGAGACAAACUUGGAUUCAACGCUUGACAAAAUCCGUAAAAACAGCCCGUCUGUCACCGAGGUAAACCUCAACAACAUAGAAAACAUUCCCAAAGAGAUGCUGUUAGACUACGUCAGCGCCCUGAAGAAGAACAAGCACGUGAAGACCUUCAGCAUCGCCAACACCGGCGUCGAUGAAAACAUCGCCUUCAACCUGGCCAACAUGCUGCGAGAGAACCGCAGCAUCACGACGCUGAAUAUCGAGUCCAACUUCAUAACCGGAAAGGGCAUCGUCGCCAUCAUCCGCUGCCUGCAGUUCAAUGAGACUCUCACGGAGCUGCGCUUUCACAACCAGAGGCACAUGCUGGGUCACCACGCGGAGAUGGAGAUCUCACGCCUGCUCAAGGCCAACAACACCCUCCUGAAGAUGGGCUACCACUUCGAGCUGCCCGGGCCCAGGAUGGUGGUGACCAACAUCUUAACCAGGAACCUCGACCGUCAGAGGCAGCUGAGGAAGGAGGAGCAGAAGCAGCAGCAGCUGAAGGAGCAGAAGGAGAUGAUGCAGAUGUAUGAGAACAGUCUAAACCUGCCUCCUGGCUUACUUGAGAUGCUCGGGUACAUACCGCCUCUAGAGCUCCUGCAGGAGCACGGGCUCGUCCCGCCCUCGACAACGCCGAGCUCCGUACCUCAAACACAACACCAGGCGGAGCAGCCCAAGAAGCAGCUCAAGCACAACAGCACUCCCAAACAACCCAGUGCCGAACCAGCAAGCCCGCUAAGGGACGUCCAGCUGAAGCGCACUCCCAAGAAGCGUGACCCUUUUCUGGACCUGGACCCGAGGGAUAGCAGCAGACCAGAUAGGGCAAGCUUUCAACUGAGGAAGACUCCCAAAGCGAAGGACCUAGGCAGCGGAGAGGUGACGGACGAAAAAACAAACCUGACGGACGUGAUUAAGACUUUGAAGCCCGUCCCUCGCAGACGAGUGCCGCCAAAGGUUGAGCUCACACCUCGUGAUAAGCUCCUCACUGAGAUCAAACAGAGCAACGUGGCCUAUCUCAAAUCUGUGCCGCUACCGAAAGUCCUGGAAUCAAGUGAAACGCAACUCCUCUAAGGCUGCAACUUCAGCUGUUUUUUUCUUCUUCACCGUACUAAAAGUUUGUUUAACACAAAUUUGGUAUUAGUCACUCUAAAACUACUCAAAUGAACUGUGCAAAAUGAAAGAUAACUGAACUUUAAAUACACAUUGGCUGAUUGUUUUUCCACUCGUGUUCUCACUAAAUUGCUGCUGUUGGCGUAACAAUAAAAGGCAUAAAAAUGUAAGGAGUUUGUCACCAAAACGCCCUACAUUCAAUUUACAUGAAAACGUAUUACCUCUUUCAUCAUUUGUCAUCUCCAAAGCACAGAGCAUAGUGGAAGUAUUGUUUGUUCAGAGGACUUUUGGAUAUUGUCCAAACACAUGACGAAUUCUUCAGAUUUUGUGCAAAAAAAAAAACAAACCACUUUUAAAAUAGGUUUGUUUGAUUGAAUGUGUGAUGAUUCAUUUUGGAGAAAAUCUGUUCCAUAUAUUUGCAUUUGCUCUCUGCCCGGGGAUUCUUUCCCUGCUUCUUUUUUUAUUAAAAUGAAAUGGCACUGUGUCACUGUGCUAUCAGUGUCAAACUAAAUGAAUUCUCAGUGAAUCAUUGUAGCAAAACUGCCGUGCUGAUAAUUAGCCAAACUGACUCGAAU